Rasamsonia emersonii CBS 393.64 is the source of this 1047-nucleotide messenger RNA. RefSeq lists its product as uncharacterized. Gene Ontology annotation, biological process: alcohol metabolic process. The transcript has 2 exons. The coding region runs from base 1 to 1047 and encodes 348 amino acids. Gene Ontology annotation, molecular function: zinc ion binding; alcohol dehydrogenase (NADP+) activity. NCBI's taxonomy places the organism in Eukaryota, Fungi, Ascomycota, Eurotiomycetes, Eurotiales, Trichocomaceae. The record is from RefSeq and is a predicted model, not a curated record.
AUGGCGGACACAAAAUUCUACGGCUGGUUGGCCCACGACAAGAACAGCGUCAACGGCAACCUCCAAUGGGGCCCGUUCGAGCCCAAGCCCUUUACUGAAGACGACGUCGACAUCGAGAUCACCCACUGCGGCAUCUGCUUCUCCGACAUCCACACCCUGCGGUCUGGCUGGCACCCGACGAACUACCCCUGCGUUGUCGGCCACGAGAUCGUCGGCCGCGCCGUCCGCGUCGGGUCGCGGGCAGCGCAGGAGCGCGGCAUCAAGGUCGGCGAUCGUGUCGGCGUCGGCGCGCAGGCCAGCAGCUGUCUGAAGCCCGAGUGUGCAGAGUGCACGUCCGGCGAGGAGCCCGGCUGCGCUCAUCGCGUCGACACGUACAACUCGGUCUAUCCCGACGGAAGCAAGUCCUACGGCGGCUAUGCCAACUACAACCGCACCCCGGGCCACUUCGUCUUCAAGAUCCCUGAUGCGCUCGACUCGGCCGAGGCCGCGCCCAUGCUGUGUGGUGGAAUCACCGUGUACUCGCCGUUGAAGAAGAACGGAUGCGGGACGACGGCGAAGAGGGUGGGCAUUGUAGGAAUUGGAGGACUGGCGCUGGGCGCUGAAAAGGUGGUUGCCAUCUCGCGCUCGAGCGCGAAGAAGGCCGACGCCCUGCAAAUGGGGGCCGACGAAUUCAUCGCGACCGGCGAGGAGGAGAACUGGGCGCAGAAGCACGCCGACACGCUCGACCUGAUCGUGUCGACGGUGUCGUCCCCGGACAUGCCGCUGGCGGGCUACCUGAAGCUGCUGCGGCGGAAGGGCACGUUCGUGCAGGUCGGGGCGCCGGAAGAUACGCUGCCCGGGUUCGACGCCUUCUCGCUGAUCCUCAAGGGCAUCAAGGUGACGGGCAGCCUGAUCGGGGCGCCGCACGAGAUCGAGGAGAUGCUGCAGCUGGCGGCGGACAAGAAGGUGCGGCCGUGGAUCCAGCAAGUGCCGAUGAAGGAGGCCAACCGGGCGGUGGUGGACAUGGCGAAUGGGAAGGCGCGGUACCGAUACACGCUGGUCAACUAG